This is a messenger RNA of Octodon degus (degu), 2499 nucleotides long. RefSeq names its product prion protein (gene Prnp). Gene Ontology annotation, cellular component: membrane. The coding region runs from base 205 to 939 and encodes 244 amino acids. The transcript is spliced from 3 exons. The record is from RefSeq and is a predicted model, not a curated record. Gene Ontology annotation, biological process: protein homooligomerization. NCBI's taxonomy places the organism in Eukaryota, Metazoa, Chordata, Mammalia, Rodentia, Octodontidae.
AUAAAACAAUUGGGUGACACACUAAUUGGAAGCUGUGACCUAAAAACCCACUUCUGGGAAUUUACCUGUGAUGGAAGAAACAAACAAGGAAAGGGGAAAAAGCCAAAUGCAGGACGCCUGAAUAUAUUCCAAAACUGAACGAUUUGGGCAGAGCCGAAGCAUUCUGUCUUCCCAGAGGCCCCAGGCGAGGCCAGUGCACUCAUCAUGGUGAAGGCUGGCUGCUGGCUGCUGGCUCUUUUUGUGGCCACUUGGAUUGACACUGGCCUCUGCAAGAAGCGACCAAAACCAGGAGGAGGGUGGAACAGUGGGGGCAGCCGUUACCCAUCCCACGGCGGGGGGACUUGGGGCCAGCCCCAUGGUGGUGGGUGGGGCCAGCCCCAUGGCGGUGGGUGGGGCCAGCCCCAUGGUGGUGGCUGGGGACAGCCCCAUGGUGGUGGCUGGGGUCAUGGAGGUGGCACCUACAGUCAGUGGAACAAACCCAGCAAGCCCAAAACCAACAUGAAGCAUGUGGCAGGUGCCGCGGCAGCCGGGGCAGUGGUAGGGGGUCUGGGCGGCUACAUGCUGGGGAGCGCCAUGAGCAGGCCCCUCAUCCACUUCGGCAAUGACUAUGAGGACCGCUACUACCGCGAGAACAUGUACCGUUACCCCAACCAAGUGUACUACAAGCCUGUGGAUCAGUACAGCAACCAGAACAACUUUGUGCAGGACUGUGUCAAUAUCACAAUCAAGCAGCACACAGUCACCACCACCACCAAAGGGGAGAAUUUCACCGAGACCGACGUGAAGAUAAUGGAGCGUGUGCUGCAGCAGAUGUGCACCACGCAGUACCAGAAGGAGUCCCAGGCUUACUACUACCACGGAAGGGCCGGCGUGGUGCUCUUCUCCUCCCCACCAGUGAUCCUCCUCAUCUCCUUCCUCAUUUUCCUGAUAGUGGGAUGAGGAAGGCUUCCUGUUGGCACCAUCCUCUUCAUCUUGGUCCAGGUUGGGGGAGGGGUAUCCAGCGGCAGCCCUUUUAGUGGUAGCAUCUCAUUCUUGCUUCUCUCUUUGUCCCCCAUUGGCUAAUACCCUUGGCACCAAAGGGCACUGGAAACUGCAGGGUAGACCCAGAUGCCAUUUAUCCAUGGCCCCUUGGAGCCCUUUAUGGGCCAGUGCAGGCUGGUACAAGUAUAACAGCAAAUAAUCAGCAGUGACUGUAGGUUUAUUUUUGGUCUAAUGCACCAGGACGAGGCAGAAGCAGACCCCAGUUUUCACCUUCGCCUGAACCUCUGUGGCUCCUUAAGCAGCUGGAGCUCAGGACACGAAUGUCCCAGCUUAGCAGUGAUUUUUACAGCAGUUUGGAAAUUUUUUCUCUUCCACUUUAAGAAAACCUGACAGCAUGUCUGCCAAAUUAAAAAAAAAAAAAAAAAAAAGCCACAUGGUACUCAUUCAAAAAACAGAAAAGCAAAGAAUAGAAAUCCUUCCUGCUUGGGCUGCAAGCUCAGCCUGCGGAGCGCGUGUCCUGUGUCUGCAGAGAACCUUUGCCCGGGGGGCUGCACAGCAGUUACCGAAUCAAGAAAAAAAUGAUUGUGCGGCCCUCAGCCUCUAAGCGGAGCACACAGUCACAGAAGGUGAGUGUGACAGUGCCACAGACAGAAGGUUUGUGGGACUGAAGAUGGGAGCGUUGCCCUUGAAAACCACCUCCUGUUUGGGAUGGGUAAAGCAUCCACACAUGGCACCCUUACCUUCUGCACACUGAGGACAGAGCUUCUUUGUUCAUUCACUGGAAACUGGAAUGGUUUUAGCCUUGUUUGGGAGGAGUCAAGAGACAAUUCCAGGGAAGGCUGCGGUUGCAAAGCACAGGCCUCGAGGAUCAUGCAACUAGAGCGUCAGCAUGCAGCCAGGGAUGCUCAUGUGUCUGCACUUAUGUCUCAGAGUUGUGCAAAACCAGAGUUAGGUUGAGUCCUUAGUUCCUAUAAUUUGCUUUUAAAUCAAAGAACAAGGAGACAAUCUAAAAGAUAAAUUGCAGAUGACAGAAAUAUGAUCCAUUCCAAGUGGAAGAAGAAAUCCUAUUACUGUUGUUGAAUUAAGGUCAGCUCUUCACUAAAUUGUUCAAUACUGUCAUCUAGCAAUUAUCUGUUACUAUUCCGCAAUGUUAUUGGCUUGCAAUACAUGAGUAUUCUAUGUAAAACAUAUAUAUAUAUAUAAAAAAAUACAUAUUGCAUAUGGCAAACUUAGAGGUUUUGUUUAGAGCAGUAACAUCUAAAGUGUCUAAUGCAUUAGCCGUUUUGUAAGGCAUUAAAUAACCUGAAAUGUGGGAACCCUUUUGCGUGGCCCUCGGCUUACAAUGUGCACUGAAUAGUUUUGUAUAAGAAUCCAAAGUGGACACCACUAACUGGUCUUUGAAAUAUGCAUGUACUUUAUAUUUUCUAUAUUUGUAACUUUGCAUGUACUUCUUUUGUUGUAUAAGAAGUUUGUAAAUGUUUACUAUCUGACAAAUUAAACCGAACUAAAAUGACCACA